Molecule: messenger RNA, 2185 nt
Organism: Amoebophrya sp. A25
Lineage: Eukaryota; Dinophyceae; Syndiniales; Amoebophryaceae
Source: the annotation of a GenBank genome assembly
AAAAGGGAUCCGCUGAUAGCCGGAGGGAAGACGUUGUAAGAAGGAUCGAUGACAAUGAACUGACUACUUGUCGUAAGUGAACAAGAUGAAGGUCGCUUCUCUUCUCCUCGUACCCUUGGUUUACUAUGGACCUGCUCUAUGUGGUCAUGGGUUACCGAUCGCGCCACCCUUUCAGCAUCGAUCUUUUCUGAGCAGUCACGUUCCGACGAAACAGGAGCACAUCCGGGACCAAAUUUAUGAUUCACUCAUAGUUGGAGGCUGUUAAUCCUAAUUCGCUUUAGCUUUUCUACCUGUCAGUGGGCUGAUGAUGAGUAAUAUCAACGUGGCCCAGGGGGUUCUUCUAACCUACUUGUACAUGUACUUACUUGCUUAUCCGGAAGACCAUCUUCAGCACAAUUACAAUAGCAAUACGCCUUCAUCAUCUAAAAGCUCAGUUCCAGUAUCGCAGCUGCUCUGGAUGCAGAAGAGCUUUACACGAAGUGGCUGACCAGUGACGAUGGAAAGCAGCAGGCCAAAGACCAGAAGAGCGAUGACCCAGCACCACCAGAGUGGCUGUUAUCCACGAUGGCCCAAAAACGAAAGCUGAUGAAAAGAGAACGAAUCUCUUCCACACGUGGGAGGAAGGAGCUUCGCGAGAGGACUGUCACUGCUAAAGGGAACCAUCCUCACGAAAAAAAUAGUAUCAUCAAAAAUGGUGCACCAUACGAAGAGGUUUCGCGAUUUACCAAGCCGAAUGCUCCUGCGUGUGUGGGCGUCGAACGCUUCGAUGAACAGCAAAAGGAGGAUAGUAACGAACCGGCACUGCAUAUCUGUCCGAUGUCUCCGAAAAAGAACUCUGCCUGCACAGUGUUGUCGUUUGGGAUUGCUUACUUAUGAAAACUUGGACGAAAUGAUGAAUCAGGAAAUGCCAUGUACCUUUUCGGUCUAGCUUCAGUUCCUCCACUCAUCGUAGUCUUCCGCGUCAAACUACCUCAUUCAAACUCCCUCUUUCAUACUCCGACUUCACGAUCGAUAAGCAUUUCCUUUCCAAGGGCUGCCACGUCUGGAGCUUCGAUCCGAGUAUGAGAAAAACCGCUGGCGACUACUCUUUGGGCAGCAAUCAUAAUUAUGGUGUACGAGUUCUCACUUGAUGGUCUUGUAACAAUGUUUAUGCUUUACAGUUUACGAGGCUAUUCAAUAAUUCCAAUCCACCUUUGAUGUAGUUUUGCUUCUGUUGUGAUUCAGCUAAGAAUGAAAGCAAGAACUUGAACUUUGCGAUCUUACACAGCGUAGAUAUAUGCCCCAAAAGAUACAUAGUCAUAGAGGAUCUUCAUACUCUAAUUUCCGUUUUCCUACAUCGGUAUCGGCUCGUCCGAUGGCAGGCACAUGGGUGCUAGUACUCUCUACGGCGGCGCAACGUCGUACCCAGUGAAGUCACUGCCUACGAUCAUGCGAGAGCUGGGUCUCGAGUUUGUCGACGUGGUGCGAUUGGAUACGGAGUAUGGCUUGGUCUGAAGAUUUUACAACUGACUGAAACUCCUUGUAAUAUAGUUUGAGAGUGACUACUUGAUGUACUUAACUGUUUGUCAACAAAGGCAAAGUUCUGUUUGAAGAGAUAUAAAGAUCUUGGCCUUCUUCGGUUCAACGCAUUUUCAAAGGUAAAGUUAGUAGAGACAAGUAGGUAACCAAUACUUCUUCUAUUUGUUCUAACCACCGGGUGCCGAAUACGAAGUGUUUCCAGAAUGGCGACGCGACGGCAUUCCUGGUCGCAUCGGCCAACUCCUUGUCGAGAUCCACUGGAUGAACCGACAACCUUUGGCGAUGUUCAGAGCUGCAGAAGCCAUGCGAUGUGACUUUGCCGAGAACGCGAAAGCCGAGAACGCGAAGAAGGAUACCUGUUUCGAGAAAGUGCCGUUUACGGAAAGAAACCGCCAUGAUCCGACGGGUGGCGUGUGGGAGUUUACGAUGAUACACUAGAGGUAGAGGAAGGGAACAUGUUGGGUGUCGUGUUACAUAAUGCGCUGAAUGAGAGGAACGCAUUAGUUGCACAGGAAAACGUUUUCUAGAUAUUCUUGUACAGGAUUCAAUCUACUUUCAUCUUGUUUCUUUUUUCCAUCUUAUGUUUCUUUGAAGUUUAACGAACCAAUCAGGUGGAAUUUGCCCGCGUCAACUGCUCAUAGCACUCGAUGUGAGCCGCUCUUUCUAU